GAAAAACGCCGUUUAAAUCAACUUCAAGACAAUCAUUGAACGAUCAACGAUGGACAAUCUGAGCGACGCAUAUUAUCUCAUCCAACUGAUUGCUCGACAAAUUUUGAUAUUUUUACGAGACUUUAUCUUCCGUGAGUUUACGUGGUUCGCGCCGAUGGAAGAUUUCGAUAACGCGAAUUCGCAGAUACGAGGCGCUCCAUCACAGGAUGCAGCUGCCGACUUUUUUGUAUUUUUCACCGUUUGCGGACUCCUCUUCGCAUUCAUGAUUCUGUCUGCAAAUUCCCCCAAAAAUGAAGUGUCGAAUUACGAUACGAGCAACAUUGAGGCGAUUUCCAUGGCUUUCAAGGAAGAUUUGUCGUCCUAUUGGUAUUCGAGAUCUGUAAGCUCAGAUUUAAUAAAUUGCCAUCAUGCUUGCGGUGAUUCGAUAAGUCUACCAUGCAACAUUAUCCCCAAAAUGCAGAGUAUUUUGCGUCCAACUAUCGCGAAAAGCAGGAUGUCAUCGCGAUCAAAAAAUUUGAAUUACAGCGUGCGGCCCGGCUACUCUCACCAGACGCAAACUGGUCGUCGUGCUUCUCAAACAACAUCCAGGGAAUGGUUGAUAAGACGUACCAGGAGCGGUCAUGUUUAUGGAAAGUAUCCGAUAUAAAAAAGAGGAGAGAAGAGAAGUGUUAAUCGCAUUAACGCAACAAAACGAAAAGAGCAGCGCGUAAUUUAAGACAAUUUGUCAUUUAAUUUAAGAUGAGAAAUAUUAUCCUUGCCUGAGAAAUGUCGCGAUUAUAUAAUAAUUAUAAUCGUUUUUUGAUGAUUAUAGCUAUUUUCCUUGUUGCUAUUUAUAAUGUUUUUUAAUGGUGCGAUGUGCACUAUGAUUGCGCUUCUUUGGAGAAGCUUUUUUAUCAUUUUUUUAUCAAUCUUUGUGUGUCACGUGUAUAUCAUUGGAUGCAAUGUCUGCAUGCGAGAUUAUACGCGUGUUUGUAAUCGACUUAUAACAAAUGUUAAUAAACGCUUUAUUAUAACCAACUAAGUUCUUACUGAUUGGUUCUACAUCUCGUUAAUGGCGAUUAACCCUUAAGGAGUGUGCGUUAUCGGUAGAUAACGACACGUGUGCAAUCACAUAAUAAUUUAUUACACUUGUCUGCAUUGCAUGUCAUAAAGUGGAAGCCGGCUUUAUCUCCGUGGACAGUGUCUUAUAGGAUUAUGUGGAUUAUACGCAAAGAUUGAGUCCGA
Molecule: messenger RNA, 1224 nt
Organism: Linepithema humile (Argentine ant)
Lineage: Eukaryota; Metazoa; Arthropoda; Insecta; Hymenoptera; Formicidae
Source: RefSeq, a predicted model, not a curated record